AUGCACUUCCAAGAAGGCUCAUCGUGCAGCUAUCUGCAUCACCUGGAAGAAAUCCUAGAAUUGGCAAUGGUGCGCAUUAUGAAUCCUCUCCUCCAUCCCGAUUGGGUCUAUCGUUGGACAUCUAUGUACCGAGCGGAAGAAAAAGCGUUAAAGGAAUUCCAUCAACCGGCGAAGAAUAUUCAGCUUCUGAUGAGAAAAUCAUCGCCCACCCUAAUCGAAGACUAUAUGACAUCGAUGAAAAGGAUCGGGCAUGUGGAUAUUGAAAUGUUCGAAAAUGAUUUAAGUGGCCUGAUUUAUGCCGGACACGAAACAAGUGCAAUUACAAUUUCCAACACAUUGCUUCUUCUCGCUAUGCAUCCAGACGUACAAGACCAGGCUGUGGCUGAGAUACGGCAACAUUGUGGUACUUUUGAUGAAGAUAUCAGUUAUGAGACGCUUCAGCAGCUCGUCUACAUAGAGAUGGUACUAAAAGAGUCUCUUCGGUUAUUCCCGAUCGCACCGAUCAUUGCUCGCCAACCAACUCAUGAAAUAGCUCUAGGAAAAUACACCGUGCCAGCGGGGGUUGAUGUUUUACUCAACAUUUUUAACAUUCACCGUAAUCCCGUAUACUGGGGAGAAGACGCCGAGCAUUUUCGGCCAGAACGGUUUGCUACAACUUACGAUCGGUCUGCGUAUUUGCCCUUUAGUGCGGGAAUGAGAAACUGUGUCGGUGCGCAGCACGCAAUGGUUUCGAUGAAAAUAAUGCUAAUUAAGAUUCUUACUUCCUAUCGAUUGAAGACGGAUUUGAAGAUAAAUGAUUUGAGCAUGAAAUUUGUGCUUACUAUGAAAAUUGGCAAUGGCUACAUGGUUCGAUUGACACGAUCGUGA
This is a messenger RNA of Anopheles darlingi, 867 nucleotides long. Its product is annotated as cytochrome P450 3A19-like. The transcript is spliced from 3 exons. Bases 1 to 867 code for a protein of 288 amino acids. The record is from RefSeq and is a predicted model, not a curated record. Gene Ontology annotation, molecular function: oxidoreductase activity, acting on paired donors, with incorporation or reduction of molecular oxygen; monooxygenase activity; heme binding. Lineage: Eukaryota; Metazoa; Arthropoda; Insecta; Diptera; Culicidae.